GUUUUCACUUCCGGUUCAUGAAAAGGGCAACAACCAUAAUCCGAACAUUGUUACAAGCUACCCAAGAACUUUUACCACAAAAGUCAAACCAGUUUUCCAAAAGUAACAAACACACUAGUACCUUAACGAUAACUAAGAUUAUUACCAAGUAAUUAGAUACAGGUUUCAGGUGGAUUCAUUUGUACAGAUCCUGCAGUCAUGUCUGAAGAAGUGAUCAUCGUGGAGUGGGCAGAGACUGGUGCAUCAGAAGAGGGAUGUCAAGCCCAACUCAUUACAGACGACGCCUCUGCAGUGUUGCCCGACAGCCUGGUCCAGAAUAUAUUGGUGAACACUGUGGUACAAGGCCAAGAGGAGGAUCAUGAACUACUAGAUGACAACAGGAAUGACCUCUAUUGUGAGGAGUGUCAUUCCUCCUACAAAGACCAGUGUGAUAUCCAAGGUAGUCUGUCCUUCAUGCUGGACUCUCCCACUCCAGUGGGCUUACCCCAGAGGGCCCUCCUCACCCUACCCCACGGGCUGGUGGUGGGCAGGUCCAGUAUCCCUGGGGCAGGCCUGGGGGUUCUAAACCAAGGAGCAAUUGUGGCCCCAGGAAUGCACUUUGGCCCCUGUGAGGGGGAUGUGACUACCAGGGACAGAGCAGUAACAAGUGACUACUCCUGGGAGGUUUGGAACAGUAAGGGUGAAUCUGAGUACAUUGAUUCUGCAAGAGACACUCAUUCCAACUGGAUGAGGUAUGUUAACUGUGCUCGUAAUGUAGAGGAGGGUAAUCUCAUAGCACUCCAGUACAGGGGGAUUGUUUUCUUCCACUGCUGCCACUCCAUCCUCCCAGGAGAUGAGCUCCUGUUUUGGCCUGGGGGGCGAUUCAUCGACAGGUUUAGGGACCCCUCUGACCAAAUCUGGCUGCGAAAGAUCACCCCUUCAGAGGUUAAUACAGAUUUAUCGUCUCAGGUUUUCCCCUGCUGUCAGUGCCAGCUUUCUUUCACCACUGAGACCUACAUCCAAAGACAUAAAGAGCAAUUACACCCUCUGGACCUAUCACCUGCAUCUGCACUGAGUGAGCUUGAAAAUCACCUUUCUAAAAGUAACAUGAACCCAGACCCUAUGUCGUCCUCUGUCCGUAAGUUGAGCUACCGGUGCCCUCAGCGUCCUAAGAGCUUUAAGAAGAAGGGCCACGUCCAGAGAACCAUGCGAGCUGUCCACUCCAACGUCAGACCCUACUGCUGCCCCCUGUGCAGGAAGUGUUUCGCUCAGGGGUACGACCUGGCAAGUCACCAGCUACGAGUUCACGGAAUGAAGAAAAGGACUGGAGUGGUAGAGGUCAGAGGUAAGGAGGUCAGUUGUGAGAGUUCGCUCCCGCCUCCUGACAGCGCCUGGGAACCCGAGCCUCCGUCCAAUGAUCAACCUACAGAGACCCAGACAGGGAGAGCUUCCUCACAGAGACUGAGGAACCUCAGGGUAAAGUCCACCAGGAACUCUAAAGCCAAAACUAAGGCAAACACACCAAAACAAGGAGAAACCAGUACCAAGAAGAGGAGCCAUUCAGAUCCCAAUCCAGAUGCUCUGGACAUGGAGGAGGAGAGGAUAGAGGCUGUAGGAGAGGCACAGUACAGCUGCAGUGAUUGUCAGAGAACCUUCGGCAACCCAGAGUCCCUUAAAGCCCAUCAGUGCAUCCGGGUCGUGGUGGGGCCCCCGCUGUACUCUUGUUCUACAUGCAGGGUUACCUUCAAACGGUACACCACCCUGAAGAAGCACAAGGUCAACAAGCACCCGAAGGAAAAUAUGCUUUAUUGCUGCACCCACUGUGGGAGGUUCUUCAGUCAGGCUGCCAGUCUACAGCACCACCUGGAUGCAGAAGUAUGUAAGGACAUACAGCUGAGCUCUAAAGCUGUUCCUUGCUCCUACUGCCAGUUCUCCUUCACCGAGGAGAGGUACCUCCGGAAGCACGUUAAGAGACACCACCCUGAUGAGCAUGUCUCUCAGGUCACAGGCCUGGGCUCAGAGCUAAUUCAGUCGGAGCAGAAGGCAGGAGAAGUCCACCUGUGCUUGCAGUGUGGACAGAGCUACGAGCACGUUCAAAGCUUCAAAGCUCACCGGUGUUUCCAGUCAGACGCAGCCAAACUGCACUUGUGCAAUGACUGUGGGAAAAGUUUCUCUUGUUUCUACAGCCUUAAGCAGCAUCAGCGGAUUCACACGGGAGAGAAGCCAUACCGCUGCUCUUACUGUGAGAAGUGUUUUAGCCACUCUGGACAUCUGAAUGUGCACGUGAGGAUACACACAGGGGAGAAAUCUUUCCUGUGUACUGAGUGUGGAGAGAGUUUCCGUCAGUCUGGGGAUCUGAAGCGCCAUGAGAGAAAACACACUGGGGUGAAACCAUGUACCUGCCCUGAAUGUGGGAAAAGCUUCAGUCGACCUCAGAGUCUGAAAGCUCACCUGAUGCUGCACAACGGAGAGAGACAGUACAAGUGUGAUCAGUGUGGGAAAAGCUUUUCACGAAAUUAUCACCUGACGAGACACCAUGAAAAGACACACUCAUAAUUUGGUUGUAUCACACAUACACUAUUGACUAUUGUUUCUUUGAAAGCACUUGGUUAAGUUGAUACAUACCCAUUGCAGCAUUCACGGCUGAGAAUACCAGUACAUUCGACAAGAAUUCAUGUAAAAUAAUGUGAUUUUUGUUCAUACUUUGGUUUUCUAAGAAAAUAAUGGGUUAAAGGCACUACAAGUCCUUACACAAUGGCAACCCAAGUUAUGGGUAUUGAUCAUGUGCCGGCCUUAAUAAGCUAUGUUUAGACUGUUCUGGUCCAUUUUUGAUGUGUUCUAGUGUACUAUAAAAUAGAUGGCUCUCCUAUUCUUAAUACCUAGCCCAGUCAUAUUCAAGGUUAGAACUACCUUUCUAGGGGUUCUGAUAAUUCUAGCCUUGGGAUGCAUUUUUGAUAGCAUAUCUACAGUAUUUCACUUUUUAAUGUGUAUAGUAUUGUUUACUAGGGAUGUCCAAUGAAUUCUGUAACCACUCCCUCUUCAAAUCAGGGUUGAUUGGGAAAAGCUGUUCAAAAGAGGACAUUGUAUUGUCAUAUCUUUGUACUCCUUGACGAAGGCCACGCAGCCAAAAGGCGUCAGUUUUGAAACUGUUUCCAUUGAACAUGUCAUACAAAAAGGCUUUUUAAUGAAUUAUAUGAGGAGUGCCUUGGUCUUCCUUUCUUUUUGAUGACCAAUGUGUUUAUUAUUCAUAGUAUGCCAUUUCCAAUUUAGAGUAGAAUAUAUCUCAAUUUGUAAGUCGCUCUGGAUAAGAGCGUCUGCUAAAUGACUUAAAUGUAAAUGUCUAUUGUCCCUGGAGUAUAAUUCAGCUUGUGAUCUGAAGAUGAGGGAAAUGUCAAAUGGAAGAAGUUAUUAAAAAAUAACUGACUUCAGUAUCACAGUUCACCAUUUAUUGCACAAAACAAUGCAAAGCAUGUGCCCUGUCCAAGCCUAAAAUCUGAUGAAAACACUCAUGAGAUACAGUAUGUGUUCAUUUGAUAACAUUAUCUAACACUGUCUUCAUAAAACCCCCCAGGUCUAGCCUCUCUGAAAUUCAUUCCUCCUUUCCAUUCCUCCUUUAAAUAAAUAAAGGUAAAAUUAAAAAAUAAUCAACACUUGUUUCUUUGCAUUGCUUUUUUCCAAUACCUCACAUAUGUUUACGGGGAGGAAUGUUUCAUCACCUUCAAAGUCCAUGGUUGUGUUCACGAUGGACAAGUUCGGUUAUGCCUAGUCCCUCUGUUUCAGUCCAUCAGUCACCAAUUCUUGUGUCUGCCAUUCAGUCGGUGUUGAUCACAUCUUUGAUAACAUUCACAAUAAAAUUUUAAAAACGCCAAGAUUCCAAUCAUGUCACGUCCCUUUGUGGUACAGCACAUAUGGAAGAUUCUCUCCUUUUUAUAAGGAGUUAUGGAAGUUGAGUUAGUUAAAUAAGGUGUUAUUACUGAAGGUUUAGUAUACUCUUACUGAAUCCCAUCAGUAGCCAUUACUGGGUAGCGGAGAUGACUAACAAUACACAUACUGUAUGGCUGUGGCAGCAGUUGACUGCUUGAAGUGUCAAACUCCUGCAAAAGUUGGAUUCCUGAUGUAAUUGUAGAAGAUGGCCCACCUCUUGCCCCUUUCACUCCAGUGAAGCACCAAACGUUCAAUCAAGCUACACUACCGUUCAAAACAUUUGGGGUCACUUAGAAAUGUCCUUGUUUUUGAAAGAAAAGCUAAAUGUUUUGACCAUUAAAAUAACAUCAAAUUGAUCAGAAAUACAGUGUAGACAUUGUUAAUGUUGUAGCUGGAAACGGCAGA
Molecule: messenger RNA, 4308 nt
Organism: Oncorhynchus gorbuscha (pink salmon)
Lineage: Eukaryota; Metazoa; Chordata; Actinopteri; Salmoniformes; Salmonidae
Gene: prdm9
Product: PR domain containing 9
Exons: 7
Coding region: 199-2535 (778 amino acids)
Cellular component (GO): nucleus
Molecular function (GO): protein binding
Source: RefSeq, a predicted model, not a curated record